Amphibalanus amphitrite is the source of this 1400-nucleotide messenger RNA. RefSeq lists its product as uncharacterized. Lineage: Eukaryota; Metazoa; Arthropoda; Thecostraca; Balanomorpha; Balanidae. The coding region runs from base 177 to 1250 and encodes 357 amino acids. The transcript has a single exon. Gene Ontology annotation, molecular function: nucleic acid binding. The record is from RefSeq and is a predicted model, not a curated record.
UUACUAAUAAGAAAGAUGAACAUCUCAAGCAAGGUGAUGAGAGAGCCGCUGCAAGUAUCAAUGUAGCACAAGAGACAAGUUUGGCUACUGGAGUGUCUAUCUCGUCUGUCCAAGCGGUGAAAAAAGAGGCGGAGACACACGGAUGCCAGUCUCCAGUCCGCAAGCGACCGAACAGGAUGCGACGCGAGUACCUGGACGACUUUGAGCAAUGUGCGCUAAGAAGAAUGGUGCAUGCUAUGUAUUUGGACGGAAAAAAGGUCACUUUGGACACGAUGAAAGCAGCGGUGCAAGAACAACUCGGGAAGACCAUCUCUCGAUCAACACUUCGAAGGCAGCUAUUGCAGAACGGGUUCAAGUUCAGGGAAGUGAACAACCGAAAGCUGCUGAUCGAAAAGCCUCAGGUGGUCGCCGCAAGAAACACUUUCCUCAGGCGAAUUCAAAAGAUAAGACAGCAAAACCCGGAUCGAAAUAUCUUUUAUCUGGAUGAAACUUGGUAUAACCAGUUCGAUAUGAAAACGGUUGCAUGGUUGGACGAUGAUGAGGUGGUCGGCCAGAAACCAGUGACUGGGAAGGGAAAACGACUUAUCAUAGUCGACGCUGGAUCUGAGAAAGGAUUCGUCUCAGAAGCAUACAUGUGCAUGAGGACAGAUGGCAAGUCAGCUGACUACCACACGUCCAUGAACUCCGACUGCUUCGAGACCUGGUUCACGCAACAGCUGCUACCAAACCUACCACCUCAUAGCGUCAUAGUCAUGGACAACGCGUCAUACCACUCACGAUGCGCGAACAAAGCUCCCACAUCAAGCUGGCGGAAGGCAGCUAUCCAAGAAUGGCUUCAGGUCCAUCACGUCGAGAUUGAUCCGGGCAUGCGGAAGGUGGAGCUGCUCGAGCUUGUGCGUCCUCUCCGACAGGCACGCGAGUACGUGCUUGACAUGCUGGCGCAAGAAGCAGGUCACGAAGUUCUGAGGCUGCCACCCUACCAUUGUGACCUUAACCCAAUUGAAAUGAUUUGGGCACAUAUGAAGUCCCACGUCCGCCAGCUGAACACCUCUGGGCAUCUCCAGGACAUCGAAAGGCUGCUGCUCGAGAGCCGGGACGCCACCACAACGGACAUGUGGCGUAACUGCUGCCGCCAUGUGCAGGAACUGGAGGAGGCAUACUGGCGUGCUGAUGGCAUGCUGGAGGACAUCGAUCCUGUGGUAGUGUCAUUGCAGGAUUCGAGCUCCGACAGCGACAGUGAUGAGGAAUGAUGCUUGGUGAUGUUCGUCAGGUGUUCGUUGUUUUUGGACCUGUAUAAGUAUUGUGCGUUAUAUCUUCUCCGACUGAACGAUUGUAACUGCAACCGCCCACCCUGCGUUGUACACUUGGUCGCGUCUGGUGUUUCCAUAAUAUACUCAGUC